Messenger RNA from Elephantulus edwardii (Cape elephant shrew), 994 nucleotides. It is a transcript of the gene CNN2, whose product is annotated as calponin 2. Gene Ontology annotation, molecular function: actin binding. Gene Ontology annotation, biological process: actomyosin structure organization. The record is from RefSeq and is a predicted model, not a curated record. NCBI's taxonomy places the organism in Eukaryota, Metazoa, Chordata, Mammalia, Macroscelidea, Macroscelididae. Bases 22 to 951 code for a protein of 309 amino acids. The transcript has 7 exons.
CAUCCAGUGCGCGCCGCCACCAUGAGCUCCACGCAGUUCAACAAGGGCCCGUCGUAUGGGCUCUCGGCUGAGGUCAAGAACCGGCUCCUGUCCAAGUAUGAUUCUCAGAAGGAGCUGGAGCUCCGCAGCUGGAUGGAGGAGCUCACCGGGCUCCAGAUCGGCCCCGACUUCCAGAAGGGCUUGAAGGACGGUGUCAUCCUGUGCACACUUAUGAACAAGUUGCAGCCAGGCUCGAUCCCCAAGAUCAACCGCUCCAUGCAGAACUGGCACCAGCUAGAAAACCUGUCCCACUUCAUCAAGGCCAUGGUCAGCUACGGCAUGAACCCCGUGGACCUGUUUGAGGCCAACGACCUGUUUGAGAGUGGGAACAUGACUCAGGUGCAGGUGUCUCUGCUUGCCCUGGCCGGGAAGGCCAAGACAAAGGGUCUGCAGAGCGGCGUGGACAUCGGUGUGAAAUACUCCGAGAAGCAGGAGCGGAACUUCGAUGAUGCCACCAUGAAGGCGGGCCAGUGUGUCAUCGGACUCCAGAUGGGCACCAAUAAAUGUGCCAGUCAGUCAGGCAUGACGGCCUAUGGCAUGAGACGGCACCUCUAUGACCCCAAGAACCACAUCUUGCCUCCCAUGGACCACUCCACCAUCAGCCUGCAGAUGGGCACCAACAAGUGUGCCAGCCAGGUGGGCAUGACUGCCCCCGGGACUCGGCGGCACAUCUACGACACCAAGCUGGGAACGGACAAGUGUGAUAACUCCUCCAUGUCCCUGCAGAUGGGCUACACGCAGGGCGCCAACCAGAGCGGUCAGGUGUUCGGCCUGGGCCGGCAGAUCUACGACCCCAAGUACUGUCCACAAGGCCCGGCUGUGGAUGCGGCCUCGGCCAGUGUGGAUAACUGCACGGGCCCUGGGGACACCCCUGAGUUCCCCCGCUAUUGCCAGGAGGAGGCCGACUACUGAGGGGCCACGGGGCAUCUCCUCACACCAUGGGUUUUGGGGUUUU